Messenger RNA from Penicillium subrubescens, 474 nucleotides. RefSeq lists its product as uncharacterized. NCBI's taxonomy places the organism in Eukaryota, Fungi, Ascomycota, Eurotiomycetes, Eurotiales, Aspergillaceae. The transcript has 4 exons. The record is from RefSeq and is a predicted model, not a curated record. Bases 1 to 474 code for a protein of 157 amino acids.
AUGCUCGUGGGCCACGUUACCAACGAGGGUUCCUGCGCCGCGGAGGUCUCGUCUUUCCUUCGUGCCAACUACCCACAUCUCAAAAAAACGCAACUAGAAAAGAUCAAUCAUAAAUACGCGAAUAUAGCUCCCCUUCCUGGCCACGCAGCAUACUUCCCCAGUGCUUCGGCCGCGUACGGUGAUACCACCUUUGCCUGCCCUGCUAACGCCAUAGCCAGCGCCGUAUCCCGCUUUGUUGGCGUUGCUAAGGCGUGGAGUUACCGGUACAACGUGCUCGAUCCUGGAAUCAUAUUCUGGCUACGGGUCUUUGGUCCGGGACAAGCGGGCUGGGCCGCAAGCUCUUACUAUACAAUAAACGCCCCCAUUACGAGUUUUGUGCGAAGCCUGAAUCCGAACACUUAUAAGCGCCAGGGUCGCCAGACUAGGAAACAUGGGAAAUUUGUCGGGUUCACAACUACGGCUGCAGACCAAUAA